Melanotaenia boesemani (Boeseman's rainbowfish) is the source of this 10787-nucleotide messenger RNA. It is a transcript of the gene nf1a, whose product is annotated as neurofibromin 1a. The record is from RefSeq and is a predicted model, not a curated record. Bases 177 to 8501 code for a protein of 2774 amino acids. The transcript is spliced from 57 exons. Gene Ontology annotation, biological process: regulation of GTPase activity. NCBI's taxonomy places the organism in Eukaryota, Metazoa, Chordata, Actinopteri, Atheriniformes, Melanotaeniidae.
CCGGUGGUGUGUCAUGGCGGUGGCAUGGUGAAUCCUACAGAAAGGGAAAAAUACUCGCCCCUUUCGUCCUUUCUCAUCCAUUCAGGACAAUUUUUUUCAUGUAUAAAUAAGCCUGUCAACUCCGGCUUCACACCUUGGACUUAGCCGCACUGUUUUGCGUUUCCCUGCGGCCGGCCAUGGCGGCUCACAAACCAGUGGAAUGGGUCCAGGCCGUGAUUACCAGAUUUGAUGAGCAGCUUCCCAUUAAAGUCGGACAUCAGAACACCCACAGUAAAAUCAGCACAGACCACAACAAGGAAUGUCUGAUCAACAUCUCCAAGUACAAGUUCUCGCUCGUCAUCAGCGGCCUUACCACCAUCCUCAAAAAUGUCAACAACAUGCGGAUAUUUGGAGAAGCUUCUGAGAAGAACCUUUACCUCUCCCAGCUCAUCAUCCUGGACACACUGAAGAAGUGCCUGGCUGGGCAAUCUAAGGAUUGCUUGCGUCUGGAUGAGACUAUGCUGGUCAAACAGCUGCUGCCAGAGAUCUGCCAUUUCAUCCACACGUACCGCGAGGGCCACCAGCACGCCGCUGAGCUGCGGGCUUCAGCCUCGGCCGUGCUCUUCUCCCUGAGCUGCAACAACUUCAACGCAGUCUUCAGCCGCAUCUCCACAAGGUUGCAAGAGCUGACUGUGUGCUCAGAGGACAACGUGGAUGUUCAUGACAUAGAGCUGAUGCAGUACAUCAAUGUGGACUGCUCCAAACUGAAGAGGCUGCUACAAGAAACAGUGCUGAAGUUCAGAGCCCUAAAGAAGCCCGCUCAGCUUGCAGUCAUCAACAGUUUAGAGAAGGCAUUUUGGAACUGGGUGGAGAAUUAUCCAGAUGAGUUCACCAUGUUGUACCAACGCCCACAGGCGGACAUGGCAGAAGCUGCAGAGAAGUUGUUUGACCUGGUGGACAGCUUUGCAGAGAGCGCCAAGAGGAAGGCGGCCGUGUGGCCUCUGCAGAUCAUCCUCCUCAUCCUUUGUCCAGAGAUCACACACACAAUCUCUAAAGACACCGUGGAAGAGAGCAAAGCCAACAAGAAACUGUUUUUGGACAGCUUGCGGAAAGCCUUAGCGGGACAGGGUGGAAACAAGCAGCUUAUGGAGAGCGCCGCCAUCGCCUGUGUCAAGCUUUGUAAAGCUUCAACCUACAUCAGCUGGGAAGACCACUCAACCAUUUUCCUCCUGGUCCAGUCCAUUGUCAUGGAUCUCAAGGCUCAGCUGUUCAAUCCAUCCAAGCCGUUUUGGAGGGGGACCGGCAGCCAGAACGCUGACGUGGAGCUCAUGACGGACUGCUUCAUCUCCUGUUUCCGUAUCAAUCCCCACAACAACCAGCACUUUAAGGUCUGUUUGGCCGCCUCCUCCCCCUCCACCUUUCACUUUGUCCUGGUCAACUCUUUGCACAGAAUAAUCACUAACUCCCAUCUAGACUGGUGGCCUAAGAUCGAUACAGUGUACUGUUACUCUGGAGAGCUUCGCUUUAUGUUCUCAGACACCCUCAACCGAGUGAUUCAAGGCACUGGCACUCACGCUCCACUACGCAUGGCUCCGAGUCUGACAUUCAUAGGUAAGAAGACCACCAGCCUUAAGUUCAAAGAGAAAGCCACAGACCUAGACACUCGAAGUUACAAGUGCCUCCUCCUCGCUCUGGUCAAACUCAUCCACGCUGACCCCAAACUCAUGCUGCAUAAUCCAGUGAAGCAAGCUCCAGAGAUGCAGAGCAGCACAGCAGAGCUCAUUACCGGCCUGGUGCAGCUGGUGCCUCUGAACAACACCACCCUGCUCUCACAAGAAGCCAUGGAGGCUCUACUAGUGCUGCACCAGCCAGAGACCAUAGAGCUGUGGAAUCCUGAUGCCCCCAUAGAGACAUUUUGGGACAUCAGUUCCCAGGUGCUCUUCCUAAUCUGCCGCAAACUUAUUGGCCAUCAAAUGGUUAACGGGACAGAAGUACUAAAAUGGCUGAGGGAGAUCCUCAUCUGCAGGAACAAGUUUCUGCUCAAGAACAAGGAGUGUGCCACUAUGGGUGGGGGCAUUCCCAUCUGCCGGCAGGCGCAGACCAAGCUGGAGGUGUGCCUCUACAUGUUCCUGUGGAGCCCAGACACAGAGGCAGUGCUGGUGGCCAUGUCCUGUUUCCGCCACCUCUGCGAGGAGGCUGACAUCCGCAGCGCAGCCGAUGAGGUGCCCGUCCAGACAAUCUUGCCCAACUAUGCCACCUUCAGCGAACUGGCCUCCGUCAGCACCUUGAUGGGAACAGGUCGCUCUACUUUGCAAAAAAGAGUGAUGGCCUUGUUAAGAAGAAUAGAGCAUCCCACACCAGGAAACAUUGAGGCUUGGGAGGACACAUACGCUAAAUGGGACCAGACAACCAAACAGAUACUCAACUUCCCCAAAAACAAGGCCGACGAUGGACAGCAGGAGUGGAUCAACAUGACCGGCUUCUUGUGUGCGCUGGGUGGCGUGUGCCUUCACCAACGCAGCACUCCUGGCCCAGCCACUUACAGCCCACCUAUGGGCCCUCUGAGUGAGCGUAAACCCUCCAUGAUCUCCGUGGGGCCCUGCGACAUGUCCAAUGCUGUGGCCUCGUCCUGCUCCUCAUCAGCUUCCAGUGAGACGCCCGUCAGCCGCUUCCUGGACCGGCUGUUGGCCCUACUGGUGUGUGGCCACGACAGAGUCGGCCUCCAUGUCCGCACCAAUGUGAAAGACCUGCUGGGUCUGGAGCUCAGUCCAGCGCUCUACCCCAUGCUCUUCAACAAGCUGAAAAACAGCAUUGGCAAGUUUUUUGACACCCAGGGACCGGUUCCCAUCAACGACACUAACACCCAGUUUGUGGAGCAGACCAUAGCCAUCAUGAAGAACCUGUUGGAUAACCACACAGAGGGCAGCUCCGAGCACCUGGGACAGGCCAGCAUCGAGACCAUGAUGCUCAACCUGGUCAGGUAUGUGCGCAUCCUGGGUAACGUGGUCCAUGCAAUCCAGAUCAAAACCAAGCUGUGCCAGCUCGUCGAGGUGAUGAUGGAGAGACGAGACGACCUGUCCUUCUGUCAGGAGAUGAAGUUCAGGAACAAGAUGGUGGAGUAUUUGACAGACUGGGUGAUGGGAACCUCCAACCAAGCUGCCGAUGAUGACAUAAAGUGCCUGACGAGAGACUUGGACCAGGCCAGUAUGGAGGCUGUAGUAUCCCUGUUAGCUGGUCUACCUCUGCAGCCAGAGGAGGGUGAUGGAGUCGAACUCAUGGAGGCUAAGUCUCAGCUCUUCCUCAAGUACUUCACCCUGUUCAUGAACCUGCUCAACGACUGCAGCGAGGUAGAGGAUGAGGGCCAGACAGUGGGGGGGCGGAAGAGGGGAAUGUCUCGACGCCUGGCUUCUCUUCGCCACUGCACCGUCUUGGCCAUGUCCAACCUGCUCAACGCCAACGUAGACAGUGGCCUCAUGCAUUCCAUCGGUCUGGGUUAUCAUAAGGACCUUCAGACUCGAGCAACUUUCAUGGAGGUGCUGACCAAGAUCUUGCAGCAGGGAACAGAGUUUGACACACUGGCAGAGACUGUGCUGGCCGACCGCUUCGAGAGGCUUGUGGAGCUCGUCACCAUGAUGGGAGACCAGGGAGAGCUGCCCAUUGCCAUGGCUCUGGCAAAUGUUGUUCCUGGGUCCCAGUGGGACGAGCUAGCCCGGGUCCUGGUGACGUUGUUCGACUCCCGCCAUUUACUCUACCAGCUGCUGUGGAACAUGUUUUCUAAAGAGGUGGAGCUGGCUGACUCCAUGCAGACUCUUUUCAGAGGGAACAGCCUCGCGAGCAAGAUAAUGACCUUCUGUUUUAAGGUAUAUGGAGCAGCGUACCUGCAGAAGCUACUGGAGCCCUUAUUAAGAGGAGUCAUCACGACCCCCGAACACAUCAGUUUUGAAGUGGACCCCACCAGGCUGGAACAAGGUGAGAACCUCGAGGAGAACCAGAGGAACCUGCUACAGAUCACUGAGCGCUUCUUCCAGGCCAUUAUCGGUUCGUCCAGUGAAUUCCCCCCACAGCUGCGCAGCGUCUGCCACUGUCUCUACCAGGCUACUUGCCACUCUCUACUGAAUAAAGCAUCAGUAAAAGAAAAAAAGGAAAACAAAAAAGCAGUGGUGAGUCAGCGGUUCCCACAGAACAGCAUUGGUGCAGUGGGCAGUGCCAUGUUUCUACGCUUCGUCAACCCUGCCAUCGUGUCGCCAUAUGAGGCGGGAAUCUUGGACAAGAAACCCCAACCCAGGAUAGAACGAGGUCUCAAGCUCAUGUCCAAGAUUCUGCAGAGUAUUGCCAACCACGUACUGUUUACAAAAGAAGAACAUAUGAGGCCUUUUAAUGACUUUGUUAAAAGCAACUUUGAUUCAGCGAGAAGGUUCUUCUUGGACAUAGCAUCAGACUCUCCUCCCAGCGACUCCGUCAACCACAGUUUGUCCUUCAUCAGUGACGGUAACGUGUUGGCCCUCCACCGCCUGCUGUGGAACAAUCAGGAAAGGAUUGGCCAGUACCUUUCCAGUAACAGGGACCAUAAAGCUGUAGGCAGGCGGCCUUUCGACAAGAUGGCAACCCUGCUGGCUUACCUUGGACCCCCAGAACAUAAACCUGUGGCUGACACUCACUGGUCCAGUCUCAACCUGACCAGCUCCAAGUUUGAGGAGUUCAUGACAAGGCACCAGGUCCAUGAAAAGGAGGAGUUUAAAGCCCUAAAAACACUCAACAUCUUUUACCAGGCAGGAACCUCCAAGACCGGCAACCCAGUCUUCUACUACGUGGCCCGCAGGUUCAAGACAGGCCAGAUUAAUGGAGACCUGCUCAUCUACCAUGUCCUUCUCACCCUUAAACCCUACUACGCAAAGCCCUAUGAGAUAGUAGUAGAUUUAACUCAUGUCGGACCCAGCAAUCGCUUCAAGACCGACUUCUUGUCCAAGUGGUUUGUGGUCUUUCCUGGCUUUGCUUAUGAGAACGUGGCAGCAGUUUAUGUCUACAACUGUAACACUUGGGUGAGAGAGUACACCAAGUAUCACGAGCGACUGCUGACGGGCCUGAAGGGCAGCAAGAGGCUCCAGUUUAUUGACUCUCCUGCUAAACUAGCUGAGCACAUUGAACCGGAUCAACAAAAACUACCUGCAGCCACUUUGACAUUGGAGGAAGACCUUAAAGUGUUUCACAAUGCCCUCAAGCUGGCCCACAAAGAUACCAAGGUCUCAAUAAAGGUGGGCUCGACGGCUGUUCAGGUGACCUCAGCUGAGCGGACUCGGGUUCUUGGUCAGCCUGUCUUUCUCAACGAUGUUUACUACGCCUCAGAGAUUGAGGAGAUUUGCCUGGUGGAUGAGAGCCAGUUCACCCUCACCAUGGCCAAUCAGGGCACACCUCUCACAUUCAUGCACCAAGAGUGUGAUGCCAUUGUUCAGUCGAUAAUUCAUAUUCGGACACGCUGGGAGUUGUCUCAGCCUGACUCAAUUCCACAGCACACAAAGAUCAGACCAAAAGAUGUCCCAGGAACUCUGCUCAACAUUGCUCUGCUCAACCUGGGCAGUUCUGACCCCAGCCUCAGGUCUGCAGCUUACAAUCUACUGUGUGCUUUGACUUGCACCUUCAACCUAAAGAUUGAGGGACAGCUGCUGGAGACAUCAGGCCUCUGCAUUCCAGCCAACAAUACCCUCUUUAUAGUCUCCAUUAGCAAGACUCUGGCUGCCAAUGAGCCACAUCUCACACUGGAGUUUUUGGAAGAGUGCAUCUCAGGCUUCAGCAAGUCCAGUAUUGAGCUCAAGCAUCUCUGCCUUGAGUACAUGACGCCAUGGCUGCUGAACCUGGUUCGCUUCUGUAAGCAUAACGAUGACGCCAAGCGCCAGCGUGUCACGGCCAUCUUGGACAAACUCAUCACUAUGACAAUCAAUGAAAAGCAGAUGUAUCCCUCUAUCCAGGCCAAGAUCUGGGGCAGCCUGGGUCAGAUAACGGAUCUGCUGGAUGUGGUUUUAGAUAGCUUUAUUAAGACCAGUGCCACGGGAGGCCUGGGCUCCAUUAAAGCGGAGGUCAUGGCUGAUACUGCAGUGGCUCUGGCUUCAGGGAAUGUCAAACUAGUCUCCAACAAGGUUAUUGGUCGGAUGUGUAAGAUCAUCGAUAAGACGUGUCUCUCACCAACUCCCACGCUGGAACAGCACCUCAUGUGGGAUGACAUUGCCAUCCUGGCACGCUACAUGCUGAUGCUGUCCUUCAACAACUCUCUGGAUGUUGCAGCCCACCUGCCUUACCUGUUUCAUGUAGUGACUCUGCUAGUAGCCACGGGGCCGCUGUCUCUGAGGGCCUCUACCCAUGGUUUGGUUAUCAACAUUAUCCACUCCCUCUGCACCUGCUCGCAGCUCAACUUCAGCGAGGAGACGAAGCAGGUUCUGAGGCUGAGCCUGACUGAGUUCUCACUGCCUAAGUUCUACCUGCUGUUCGGCAUCAGUAAAGUCAAGUCGGCGGCCGUCAUCGCCUUUCGCUCCAGCUACAGAGACCGUUCCUUCUCACCAGGCUCAUACGAGAGGGAGACCUUCGCCCUGUCCUCUUUGGAGACCGUCACUGAGGCCUUACUGGAAAUCAUGGAGGCUUGUAUGAGGGACAUCCCAACUUGCAAGUGGUUAGACCAGUGGACAGAACUUGCACAGAAGUUUGCGUUCCAGUACAACCCGUCUCUCCAGCCCAGAGCACUGGUCGUGUUUGGCUGCAUUAGCAAGAGAGUUAGCCACGGACAGAUCAAGCAGAUCAUCCGAAUCCUCAGCAAGGCCAGUCCUCUGCUCAGCAUAGACCGGGGUCUGGAGAGCUGCCUGAAGGGGCCAGACAAUUACAACAGCCAAGUAUUAAUAGAGGCUACAGUCAUUGCUCUGACCAAGCUGCAGCCUCUACUCAGCAAGGACUCCCCCAUGCACAAAGCUCUGUUCUGGGUGGCCGUGGCUGUGCUGCAGCUAGACGAAGUCAACCUAUACUCUGCCGGAACCGCCCUUUUGGAGCAGAACCUCCACACUCUGGACACAAUGCGCGUCUUCAAUGACAAGAGUCCAGAGGAAGUGUUCAUGGAAAUCAGGCGUCCUUUAGAGUGGCACUGUAAGCAGAUGGAUCAUUUUGUGGGCCUCAACUUUAGUGCCAACUUCAACUUUGCAUUGGUGGGCCACCUACUCAAAGGAUACAGACACCCAUCACCCACCACAGUGGCGAGGACGGUGCGCAUCCUGCACACCCUGUUGGCUCUAAUCAGCAAGCAUCUAAAAUGUGACAAGUUUGAAGUCAACACCCAGAGUGUGGCUUAUCUCGCUGCUUUGCUCACUGUGUCUGAGGAAGUCAGAAGUCGCUGCAGCCUCAAACACAGGAAGUCACUACUGAUUUCAGAUCUCUCCAUGGACCCAGUUCCCAUGGACACCUACUCCAUCCACAUCAGUGAUCCCACCUGCAGAACUCUACAAGAGCCUCAGCCAUGUACAUCACCUCAGGUUUCAGAGCGCUUCCUGUUACCUCAUCAUUACCCCACGAUGGGCCAAAUCAGCCCACGAACACGCAAGUCCAUGAGCCUGGACAUGGGCCAGCCUUCCCAGGCCAACACAAAAAAGCUCCUGGGCACCAGGAAGAGUUUUGAUCAUCUCAUAUCAGACUGUAAAGCACCAAAGAGACCAGAGAUGGAGUCUGGCAUGACUACCCCUCCCAAGAUGAGGCGUGUAGCAGAGAAUGACUAUGAGAUAGAGACACAAAGAAUCGGAAACUCUCACCUCCGCAAGGUGUCUGUGUCAGAGUCUAAUGUUCUGCUGGAUGAGGAGGUGCUGACUGACCCAAAGAUCCAGGCUCUGCUGCUCACUGUGCUGGCGACUCAGGUCAAAUACAGCACCGAUGACUUUGACCAGCGGAUUCUGUACGAGUACUUGGCUGAAGCUAGCGUUGUCUUCCCAAAGGUUUUUCCAGUUGUCUACAACCUACUUGACUCCAAGAUCAACACUGUGCUGUCCAUGUGCCAGGACACCAACCUCCUGAACCCCGUCCAUGGCAUUGUCCAGAGCGUGGUAUACCAUGAGGAGUCGCCCCCUCAGUACCAACCCUCAUACUUACAAAGCUUUGGUUUUAAUGGACUUUGGAGGUUUGCUGGACCUUUUUCUAAGCAAACCCAGAUACCAGACUACGCUGAACUGAUUGUCAAGUUUCUGGAGGCACUGAUUGACAGUUACCUGCCGACGGCUGACGAGGAGCGAGGGGAGGAGCAGUCAAGGACCCCCACCUCCCCCUACCCCCCCACCAGCCAAAGCCAGCUGAGCAUCACUGCCAACCUCAACCUCUCCAACUCCAUGACCUCACUGGCCACCUCACAGCAUUCACCAGGUGUGGACAAGGAGAACGUCCAGCUGUCCCCCAGCUCUGCUCUGUCCAGCGGGGGGCGCACUCGCCACGGUUCAGCAAGUCAGGUCCAGAAGCAGCGCAGUGCUGGCAGCUUCAAGAGACCCAGCAUCAACAAGAUCCACUGAUCAGCUGCUCCCUGCAGAGCUGCCAGGCCCCAUGCUGCACUCCGUAUUUACUCUGUUUUUUUCCCUCCAUGUUCUUCAUAGUUGUUGCUUUGGCGAAAACAAAGGGUUCUGGAUUUUUUGUCAAGGAAUUUUACCAAGGGCAAACUUGAAUUCUGCUGCUGGAGAUUUCUUUUUUGAAUCUUUGGUCUUAGCGCGAGGUGAUGGAGAGGCCUCUGUGUAAAUGUUCCUGCUCUCCUCUGGAUUCCAUAUGGAAGGCUCUUUUUCUGCAGAUGGGAGAACUGUAAAGAUUGAGUCUGGAUGUGGCAUAAACGUGUCUCAGACAGUUGGGAUGGGACAGAUUGUGACUUUGGGAUAAAGUUAAAUCUGCAGCAUGUCUCCUGGCUUGUGUUAAUGAGAUGGACCACAUAACAGGACCGACUCCCUGGACCUUCUUGGACGUCUCGGCUCCCCUCUGCCAGUCCUGUACAUAUUUAACAGAGACAGAAUAUGUAUAUCUAGUCCUUUGUGCUAAUGUAGAUGUUGCCGUUUUCUCCAUGGUGUGCCUUUGUCAGGGUUUUUCAAUGUGUACAAUUUGUAAAGUUAAGUCAAACCUUGCUGGGGACAAUGAACAGGUACUAAUUAUGGAGGCGAGCUGUUCAUAUCGUCACAAGUUCACCCAAACUGUGUAACGCCCCACCUCCGAUGAUAGUCGAAUAUACAGGAGACCAGAAACCCCCGUUGCCUGAAAGUAUUUAUCGUGUAUGAGUAGAUAGUACUACACAAAUCUUCCUCUAUGUACACACUUUCCAAAAAAAAUUGCUUUUCAAACACUUUCACCAUGAAAUUUACAAAAAACACUAUGAGAAACGCAACCAUGUAAAUAGCUGCAAGCUUUUUGGGUUACUUUAUUUAGCUCUCCUCUUGUUUUUACUAUUACUUGUAUUUUCUGCAGCACAUUUGAAUUGGUUGACACAGUGACAAGGAACAUUGUGAAAUGGGCAAUAAUCCUCCACUGUCAAAACUCCAUUGUGAGCCACAGAUUUUUAUUUGUACAACGAUGAGAAAACACAUCUGUCAGCUCGGCAAAAUACAAGCCAACUCCUAAGUUUGCCUCUAAUUUGGCAGUUUAACUGUGAUCAUUUGAAAGCAGAAAGGGGAUAGUUUUAUGUGUGCUCACAUCUCAGACAUACACUUUUCACACAUAUAAUGCUGCAAAGACGACACCCUUGUUGCUCACUGCUGCUGAUCAAGCUGAGGCGAUGUAGUGAUGCAUCAGUAAUUGCAUCAGUUUGAAGCAAACUUCAUAUUAGAUCCUCAUCAGGCUCAUUUCCAUUCAUUGCUAGUGUGUAUGAAGGUGUUCAAGUAGGUGACAAUAUAGUUUAAUCCCCAGAUGACAAAUAAAACAGAAGAAGUAAAACUUAGAAGGGAAAGAUAUGAAUAAAAACCAAUGGCCUUCAGAAAAAAAUUUAAGUGUUCAGGAGUUCUUUGCAACCGUUGUAAUGUUCUUCAGAAACUGCUGAUCUGACACUAAUGUCAGUUGCAAAACUGACUGUGUUUGCCAUUUCUUGCCACCUCAAAAAAGUCAGGUACUUUUACCACUGGUGUGUGGCAUGUUUGUGAGGUGGCAUCAGAGAAGUGAUUGCUUCAUCUACUGGCUCAGAAGAGCUUUAACCCCCUCAUUCCAAAUCUGUCCAUUUCAAACAGUGUUUGACAACAAAAAUACAUCCACCCUAUUGAAGCAGGCAGUGUGAAAAAGGCUGUCUCAAUAACUUGAAUUUGUCCCAGUUAAGAGUCUGAGCUCCACCCAGAAAUAACAGCUAUGUCUCCUGGCUAUGUCCAGAUCCAUGAGUAUGAGCAUCUGUUUGGGUCUCUUUUAUAGCAGUGCAAAAGAGUCCAGACAGUCAGUAUGGAGUACUAGUUUUGUUUGCAAAUCGAUUUGGAACUGACAGAAACAAACCAGUGAUUUGUUUUAGAAAUGCAUUUGUUAAUGGUACUGUGUGAGGUGUGAAAUGAAACUGUGACCCAUCCAAAUGCUUUAAUCCUGCCAUGACAUCUUUACUUAAAAACAGUUUAGUAUUGUACAACGCUGACUUGUCUCUGCGCAUCUCCAUCUAUUAAGUGUUCUGUAUGGUCACAUUUGCCUAAUCAGAUAAAAUCUGACGUAACUGGACCUGAAAGUAGUGAUAAGUUCAACUUACACUUGAAGGUCUACUGCAGAGGUCCCCAACCCUGGUCCUCAAGGCCCACUAUCCUGCAGGUCUUAGAUGUCUCCCUGCUGCAACACACCUGAUUCAAAUUAAACAGCUC